UUACAUAAGAUGUCUGCCAGCAAAGCGGCUGGGGCUACGGUGCGAGCUGUCACAAGGAGAAAACCCGUGCCACCAAGAGCAGCAUUAACUUUGACUCCAGCAGCAGUUCAGCGAAUACAGAGCUUGGUCUCUCAGAAGCCAGGAACGAUUGGUCUGAAAAUUGGUGUGAAACAGCGAGGGUGCAAUGGUCUGUCAUACACACUAGACUAUGUAAAGGAAAGGGGAAAAUUUGAUGAGGUUGUCGAACAAGAUGGUGUUACAGUUCUAAUGGACAAAAAAGCUCAAUUAACUCUUCUUGGCACAGAGAUGGACUUCAAAGAGGACAAACUAAGCAGUGAAUUUAUUUUUAAUAACCCAAACAUAAUUGGAGUUUGUGGCUGUGGAGAGAGCUUUAAUGUGUUUACACCAGAAGAGAAGAAGAAAUCUGGUUCUUAGGGAUUAUUGUGUGUCUUGAUAACUUCUCUGUGAUACAUUUAUGUUUAUGAAAGGUUAGCAUCAUUAACAGACUUCUCAAAACAACAAGUCAUGAAGGCACCCAUCAAGUAUCAUUCUUAGCAAAGAAUGUAGUGCUUUCCCUGAAGUCCAACCACACAAGAAAUUUCAUGGUGCUGGCUCUCAUGUGGUUUUCUAAUGAUGAUAUAUCCAUACCAACGGCAGAGUUGGCAUGUCAAACAAUAAUAAAUUGAUAACAAUCAAGAAAACAUCCAUUUCAACAUGACAACUCGGGUGUGAUUCUUUGUUUAGUGACUUCAGGUGCAAGAAGCAGUUGAAGAUUUUCCCCUUGGACUAGGUUUAUGUCAGCAAACUGAAGACGUGGUUAAAAUUAAGAUAUUUAAGUGGACUUAAGUAUCAAAUACCCACAAGUCAUGUGGUUUUCAACCGAGUUAUAGUUUGCAAACAGUUUUUCUAGAGAACAUACAAUGUACACUGUACUACUACAUUUGGUAGAGAAUGUGGUCGAUUUACAUUGAUAAGUAACGAGUGUUUAUUCAUUUUAAGACUAUAACUUUAUUUAUUGUUAAAUAAUGGAUGCUUAAAAUGGUUUUAUUUAUCUAAGAUAAAAUGUUUCAAUUUUUUCCUUUGACAGUUGGUGCUUUCUGAAAAUCUUUUUUCAUAAUGAUGCCACAGUUGCUGUUUUAGUAGGUAUGACUACUUAUUAUACUUUGUGCUCUUUAUUCUUGUUCUUUGCAUUUUCAUGUUUUAUCAUGUACUUGUGAAUAAUCCUAGGGAAACUUUGUCACAAAUUCUAACUAAGAUUUUCUUAAUAUGAAAGAAGUAAAUUUUUUUGUGAAGGGUUAUUUUCUUGGACCUUCAUAACAGUAUAAUUUCCUUUUUUGAAAUGUUAUUUUAAGGUAAGCAGAAGUACAUGUAACGGUUGAAGAGCAAUAGGGCAAAAACCAGACAUUGUCCUUCAUAAAAGUUUUAAGUUUAAA
Messenger RNA from Lingula anatina, 1433 nucleotides. RefSeq names its product iron-sulfur cluster assembly 1 homolog, mitochondrial-like. Gene Ontology annotation, cellular component: mitochondrion; cytoplasm. Gene Ontology annotation, molecular function: 2 iron, 2 sulfur cluster binding. Gene Ontology annotation, biological process: iron-sulfur cluster assembly. NCBI's taxonomy places the organism in Eukaryota, Metazoa, Brachiopoda, Lingulata, Lingulida, Lingulidae. The record is from RefSeq and is a predicted model, not a curated record.